UGGAGCGGGACUGCCGUCUUCCCGGAGCGCGAGACCCUUCCUUGAAUCCAGCACUGGGACGUCUCGCCCUCUCGUGGCACUUGUUGCAGGUGACAGGCAAAUCUGGUGGCCUGGUAGCUUUGAAGAAAGAAGAGUAGAAGGAAAAACUAGGACAAGUCAUGUCGGAGAUACUUGAUCUCUCUUUUCUGUCUGAGAUGGAAAGGGAUUUGAUCCUCAGUGUUCUACAACGAGAUGAGGAACUCCGAAAAGCAGAUGAGAAAAGGAUUAGGCGACUGAAGAAUGAGUUACUGGAGAUAAAAAGGAAAGGAGCCAAAAGGGGCAGCCAGCGCUAUAGCGAUCGGACCUGCGCCCGGUGCCAGGAGAGCCUGGGCCGUUUGACUCCCAAGACCAACACUUGUUGGGGUUGUAAUCACCUGGUGUGUCGGGACUGCCGCGUUCAGGAAAGUAGCGGUGCCUGGAAGUGCAAGGUGUGCACCAAGGAAAU
Messenger RNA from Odocoileus virginianus texanus, 484 nucleotides. Lineage: Eukaryota; Metazoa; Chordata; Mammalia; Artiodactyla; Cervidae. The record is from RefSeq and is a predicted model, not a curated record.